UUUGGGAGCACUGCUCCCAAACUCCUCUGCAUCCCGCCGGGAUGGAAGGACCCGCCUCGACGCUGUGCCUGAGGACUUGCUACAUCAAACACUGCAAACCCCUGGGUGUUUCAGCAAACCCAGCCCAGCUGGGGCCAUUCCCCCUCUGCAGGGGCUGCUCCCGCAGGAUGGUGAAAGCAGAGCGGUCAAACAGUGUUAGCAAGGGUGCCUUGCCCAUCAUCCCAGAGUAYCCAGGCUUCCAGGAUGUUAAGUUAUCAAGACAUUAUUUGGGAAACCCAGCCUUCAACCAGAUUUUCCAGGACCUGGAAAGAGGGAAGAGCUCCUCCCCACACCUCAAUAAUUUCCCGAGGAGAGCCUCAYUGGUCCAGUGCCUGGGCAGCUCCAGAGGCCACCAGAGCAGCACUGCUGGCUUCCAGGACAAACUCCUGCAGGAGUAUUUCAACGAGAGGCUGAUGGAGCUGGGCAGCUACGACAGCAAGAGGAGCAGCAGGAGAUCCGAGGUGUUUGCAGAGAAGAGCCAGAGCGCAUUCCUGACCCGCAGGAGCAGCUGUGGUGCCGUGCUGCUGAUGGACCAUCAGGGCCAGGAGCCCUGCAGCCCAGCUAGCCAGCACAGAGAGACAGGGAGCCAGGGCAAGGAGCCAAAGGAAACACAGAACAUCCUAAAGRUCAGCACAGGGGACUUCUUGGACCUUCUGACAAUGCACAUCACUGCUCCUCUAGAGGCGUUUGUGCAAAAGAAGUGACGCUGGAGAUGGUGGCUGAUUUUUUGUGCAGUUCUAGAAGCCUGGGAGGAUUAUUCCUGUUCAGCACCAUUCGGAUUUUAGCUCAUAAAUGUCACUCCACUGUGAAAGGUGCUUGUUCUGCCAUUGUUCUGGAUUAACAUUGCAUCUAUUUGUUUUUGAUUAUUUUCUCUGAAGAAUCAGCGUGAUUGAGCCAUAGGUGUGGAUUAUAGCAGCGCUCUAAAUAUGUGCAUGUGUUACUAGAAUGCUGAAGUUGCCUUCAGAAAAGGUGAUUAGCAUCAGAGGAGCAGCUUGUUUCCUGCUGUGCAGUUUGUGUUAGUUAAUCUGAAGGAAGAUUGUUGCUUUCUGCCUCGUUAUUUUGCUUGUUUAAAGCCUCUUGGUUUUAUUGUGUCACUGCAGCCCGACUAAUUUAUGUUCUUGUUAUGACUUAUUUCUGACACAGAUUGCAAAUAGUCGAUGAGAAAUCACUGAUUUUCAAUCAUUGCCACAUGUAAUCACCAGGUGGAUCACUGCAACAGUUUGAUGCACGAAGAAGCAAACACAGACAUAAGAUCCAUUUUUAAAUAUGAUGAGCUAUUAUGGUUUCAUUUGCAGACUCAAAAACCCUUGACUCAAAAAGCACCACAAGGGCCAAGAGGAAAAAAAAAUGACAGUUUUAAGUUAGAAUGAUGGAAUUAAGUAUGAAAGAAGGCUCCUUCCCUCUUUCCCACUGUAAAUACAAGAACCACAUAGUGAAUUCCUAAUGUAAUCUGAACUUCAAACUGUUUAUUGUAUUUUAAUGUUUAUCAUGGUCAUGUAAGUAUAAAAUGUCAGCUGCAGCUGAAUCUUUUUACUAUKGGAAAUGUCAGUGUUUAAUUCCACGGUGAGUAUCAGACCCAAAAUGGGGCUUCCAGAAAGAUCCAUUACUGCCUGUGGUGUCGUCAGCAAUAAAAUCCUCA
This is a messenger RNA of Malurus melanocephalus (red-backed fairy wren), 1678 nucleotides long. RefSeq lists its product as uncharacterized. Lineage: Eukaryota; Metazoa; Chordata; Aves; Passeriformes; Maluridae. The record is from RefSeq and is a predicted model, not a curated record. The transcript is spliced from 2 exons. Bases 42 to 743 code for a protein of 233 amino acids.